Messenger RNA from Pteropus alecto (black flying fox), 402 nucleotides. It is a transcript of the gene PRXL2B, whose product is annotated as family with sequence similarity 213 member B. The annotation marks the transcript as partial. The transcript has 2 exons. The record is from RefSeq and is a predicted model, not a curated record. NCBI's taxonomy places the organism in Eukaryota, Metazoa, Chordata, Mammalia, Chiroptera, Pteropodidae.
GCCGUCGACCUUGCCCGCGUGGGCGCGUGUGUCCUGAAACACGCGGUGACCGGGGAGGCCGUGGAGCUGCGGAGCCUGUGGCAGGAGCAGGCGUGCGUGGUGGCCGGCCUGCGGCGCUUCGGCUGCAUGGUGUGUCGCUGGAUCGCCCAGGACCUCAGCGGCCUCAAGGGGCUCCUGGACCAGCAUGGCGUGCGACUCGUGGGCGUGGGGCACUCGGCCCUCGGACUGCAGGAGUUCCUGGACGGGGGCUACUUCGCCGGAGGUGCCUCGCUCCCGCCCCUCCCCCACGGAGCUGGCCCGCAGCCCCCCUUAGCUCAUUCCCGCUCUAGGCAUUUGGCCUCCUUGCCCAGCGCUCUCUUUCUCGGAGCGGCCUUGACAUGCUGCAGUGUCAGCUCUCAUCUC